GAUUUUUGGUUAUAAUCUAGUUGUUCUCUUUAAAAUCCUGUUGUGUCACCAGCAUGAUCCCAGUCAUGUGCCCCCUCCCAUUUACCCUAGCUAGACAAAGCAGGCGGAGUCUUUUGGCCAAGACACGCCCAUUUAGUCUUAUGACAGACUGGUGCCUGAUUGGCGUGCUCAGCUGUGCCCUUGUUUUUGACCUGGCCUCGUGCCAAAAAAUGGACCCUUCCAAACACCCCGUCAUCAGCACCAACUACGGCAAACUUCGAGGCAUCAAGAAGGAUUUGAACAAUGAGAUCCUGGGUCCUGUUGAGCAGUACCUGGGCGUGCCCUAUGCCACGGCGCCCAUCGGCGACCGCCGUUUCCAGCCGCCUGAAGCGCCAGGAUCCUGGCAGGAGAUCCGCAACGCCACCCAGUUUGCCCCCGUGUGCCCGCAGAAUGUCCAUGGCGUGCUGCCAGAGAUAAUGCUACCUGUGUGGUUCACAGAUAACCUGGACGUGGCAGCAGGUUACAUCCAGAACCAGAGCGAGGACUGCCUGUACCUCAAUGUCUACGUGCCCACAGAGGACGGUCCGCUCACAAAAAAACACGAUGAAUCUUCAACGAACAAGCCUCGAGACGAAGAUAUCCGUGAUCGCAGGAAGAAGCCAGUGAUGCUGUUCAUCCAUGGAGGCUCGUACAUGGAAGGCACCGGGAACAUGUUUGAUGCCAGCGUCCUAGCCGCCUACGGCAACGUCAUCGUGGUGACCAUGAACUACCGGCUUGGCGUUCUGGGUUUCCUCAGUACUGGUGAUCAGUCUGCUAAGGGGAACUAUGGUCUUCUGGACCAGAUUCAGGCUCUGCGUUGGCUCAAUGAGAAUAUCGGCCAUUUUGGUGGUGACCCAGAGAGGAUCACCAUCUUCGGUUCUGGAGCUGGGGCAUCUUGCGUCAACCUUCUUAUCCUUUCCCACCACUCAGAAGGUCUGUUCCAGAGAGCCAUAGCUCAAAGUGGAACAGCUAUCUCCAGUUGGUCAGUCAACUACCAACCCCUAAAGUACACCAAGAUCCUAGCCAGGAAGGUGGGCUGCACCUACACAGAGACGGCUGACCUGGUCGACUGCCUCAGGCGCAAGAAUUUCAGGGAACUGGUGGACCAGGACAUCCAGCCAGCCCGCUACCACAUCGCUUUUGGGCCUGUGGUAGAUGGAGACGUGGUGCCUGAUGAUCCUGAGAUUCUCAUGCAACAAGGAGAGUUUCUCAACUAUGACAUCUUGAUAGGAGUGAAUCAAGGAGAGGGGUUGAAGUUUGUGGACGACAGUGAAGACAGCGAGGGAAUCUCAGCUGCAGCAUUCGACUACACCAUCUCUAACUUUGUGGACAACCUCUACGGAUACCCAGAGGGCAAAGACAUCCUGAGGGAGACCAUUAAGUUCAUGUACACAGACUGGGCAGACAGAGACAACGGGGACAUGCGAAGGAAGACCUUGUUAGCUCUGUUUACGGACCACCAGUGGGUGGCACCAGCAAUUGCCACCGCAAAACUCCAUGCAGAGUUCCAGUCUCCAGUUUACUUUUACACAUUUUACCAUCACUGCCAGACAGAGACACGGCCUGAAUGGGCUGACGCCGCUCAUGGAGAUGAGAUACCAUAUGUAUUUGGCGUGCCCAUGAUUGGUGCCACUGACCUGUUCCCGUGCAACUUCUCAAAGAAUGAUGUCAUGCUGAGUGCAGUGGUGAUGACGUACUGGACCAACUUUGCCAAGACUGGGGACCCUAACUUACCAGUCCCUCAAGACACCAAGUUCAUUCACACCAAGCCCAACCGCUUUGAGGAGGUCAUUUGGACAAAGUUCAAUUCCAAGGACAAGCAGUAUCUUCACAUUGGCUUGAAACCCCGUGUCAGAGACAACUACAGGGCCAACAAGGUGGCCUUCUGGCUAGAAUUAGUCCCCCACCUGCAUAGCCUCCAUGAGGAGCUCUUCCCAACCACAACCCGUUUGCCUCCAGGGCCUGGUCCAGGAACUCAUAGACCCUGGCCGCGGCCACCGGGCCCAAGACCAACUCGGCACCCCUAUCCUACUUUCCCUUCUGACCCAGAGCUUGAAGGUUCAGAACGCCCACAUCAGGACCUCUUCCCUGGAGACACCCGCGACUACUCCACUGAGCUGAGUGUUACAGUCGCUGUGGGAGCGUCACUCCUCUUCCUCAACAUCCUGGCCUUUGCUGCCCUGUACUACAAGCGUGACAAGCGACAUGAGAUGCGGCGCCACAGGCUCUCUCCACAGCGGGGUGGCCCAGCCAACGACCUGGCCCACAGUCAGGAGGAGGAGAUCAUGUCUCUGCAGAUGAAGCACUCUGAGCACGAUGCUCACCAUGACAUGGAGCCACUCCGGCCUCACGACAUCCUGCGGCCCGCCUGCCCACCUGACUACACUCUUGCACUUCGCCGUGCCCCUGACGAUGUGCCGCUGAUGACGCCUAACACCAUCACCAUGAUCCCCAGUACCAUCACCAGCAUGCAGCCACUCCAUGCAUUCAACACCUUCCCCUCCACUGGCCACAACAACACCCUGCCCCAUCCCCACUCCACCACCAGGGUAUAGUAGGGACUGGCCUUACACAGCGCCACCUAAGGACCUGGAAGACUGGCUUUGCUACAUCUGUAGAAGAAGAGUCUGGAUCUGGGCCUUUAUUCUGUUCUCUUAUUGUCUUGUUUCUCCAAAAAAUAAAUAAAAAUAAAAAAAUAAAAAACUCCACCUCCUCCAUGAAGUGCUGUGAAAGGUAACAGUUCCCUCCAUGUGGAGAAACAGCUGAACUGCUGGGCAGUGGAUGAUCAGUGUGGUGGUGUUUUAAAAAGGUCUACAGACUAAAGCCCCCUGAUAAAUGUUGAAGGGACGAAACAUUUUUCGCGCCCCUCUUCUUACAUUGGUGACAUUGUCUUUUCCUCUCCCUGCUGUUUUUGUGCAUACACAUUUGCUCUUUUCUACAUCCGCAUCUUACUCCCGCUUUGUACCUUUCAUUCCGCAUAUGAUUCUGUCCCUCCCCAGCACUCUUUUACUCAAAGGAUUCAAAAACUAUAGAGCUGUUGGAGUCUUAGAGUGCACACAGUAAGAAUAUGGCUAUGAAACAAUACAAUACUUUCAUUCUACCAGCAUUUUUUGGUGCCAAGUAUGUACUGCUGUGUUUGCAUUUUUUAUUUUUUAUUUUUUUGGGAGGGGGGGAA
Molecule: messenger RNA, 3193 nt
Organism: Thalassophryne amazonica
Lineage: Eukaryota; Metazoa; Chordata; Actinopteri; Batrachoidiformes; Batrachoididae
Gene: nlgn2a
Product: neuroligin 2a
Exons: 8
Coding region: 54-2573 (839 amino acids)
Biological process (GO): neuron cell-cell adhesion; chemical synaptic transmission; presynaptic membrane assembly
Cellular component (GO): postsynaptic specialization membrane; synapse; cell surface
Molecular function (GO): signaling receptor activity; neurexin family protein binding
Source: RefSeq, a predicted model, not a curated record